This is a messenger RNA of Globicephala melas (long-finned pilot whale), 2354 nucleotides long. The record is from RefSeq and is a predicted model, not a curated record. NCBI's taxonomy places the organism in Eukaryota, Metazoa, Chordata, Mammalia, Artiodactyla, Delphinidae.
AUGGGGCCCCCUCCACCCAAGGCCAGGGGACUCUGGAUCCAACUCCAGAAACUUCUGACCUCCUGGCUGGCGGGACAGCAAGACUGGGACCAGUAUCUGGACGAGGCCUACAUGCUGCAACAGAAGAGGAUUCGAGAGUCUCCUCUGCUUCGGGCAGCCAAGGACAACGACCUGUGUGUCCUGCAGGAACUUCUGCUGGACCGAACCUGUGACUUUCGGCAACGAGGAGCCCUGGGGGAGACGGCGCUGCACGUGGCGGCCCUCUAUGACAACCUAGAGGCCGCCAUGGUGCUGAUGGAGGCCGUCCCGGAGCUGGUCAAGGAGCCCACCAUCUGUGAGCCGUUUGUAGGUCAGACGGCACUGCACAUAGCCAUCAUGAACCAGAACGUGAACUUGGUGAAAGCCCUGCUCGCCCACGGGGCCAGCGUCUCUGCAAGGGCGGUAGGCUCAGCCUUCUGCCUCAGUCCCCACAACCUCCUCUACUUUGGGGAGCACCCUUUGUCCUUUGCGGCCUGCAUGGGCAGCGAGGAGACCGUGAGGCUGCUCAUUGAGCACGGCGCUGACAUCCGGGCCCAGGACUCCCUGGGAAACACAGUGUUGCACAUCCUCGUCCUCCAGCCCAGCAAAACCUUUGCCUGCCAGAUGUACAGCCUGCUGCUGUCCUACGACGGGCGCGGGGACCACCUGCAGUCCCUGGACCUCGUGCCCAAUCACCAGGGCCUCACCCCCUUCAAGCUGGCUGGAGUGGAGGGCAACACCACGAUGUUCCAGCACCUGAUGCAGAAGCGGAAGCACAUCCAGUGGAUGUGCGGGCCGCUGACCUCCACCCUCUACGACCUCACGGAGAUCGACUCCUGGGGAGAGGACGUGUCAUUUCUAGAGCUUGUGGUCUCCUCCAAGAAGCGAGAGGCUCGCCAGAUCCUGGAACAGACCCCAGUGAAGGAGCUGGUGAGCUUCAAGUGGAGGAAGUAUGGGCGGCCAUACUUCUGCAUCGUGGGGGCCCUGUACGUGCUCUAUAUGAUCUGUUUCACCCUGUGCUGCAUCCAUCGCCCUCUCAAGCCCUGUAGUGGCAACCGCACAAACUCCCGAGACAUCACCAUCCUCCAGCAGAGGCUGCUCCAGGAGGCCUACGUGACUCAGCAGGAUAAAAUCCGGCUGGUGGGGGAGCUGAUGACGGUCUGCGGGGCUGUGAUCAUCCUGUUCCUAGAGAUCCCGGAUAUCUUCAGGGUUGGUUUCUCUCGCUAUUUUGGACAGACUGUCCUCGGGGGGCCGUUCCAUGUCAUCACCAUCACCUAUGCCUCGCUGGUGCUGGUGACCAUGGUGUUGCGGCUUUCCAACACCAACGGGGAGGUGGUGCCUAUGUCGUUCGCCCUGGUGCUGGGCUGGUGCAGUGUUAUGUACUUUGCUCGAGGAUUCCAGAUGCUGGGUCCCUUCACCAUCAUGAUCCAGAAGAUGAUUUUCGGAGACCUGUUGCGUUUCUGCUGGCUGAUGGCUGUGGUUAUUGUGGGAUUUGCCUCAGCGUUCUUUAUCAUUUUCCAGACAGAGGACCCAUCCAACCUGGGGCAAUUCUAUGACUAUCCCAUGGCGCUGUUCAGCACCUUUGAGCUUUUCCUCACCAUCAUCGACGGGCCUGCCAACUACGACGUGAACUUGCCCUACAUGUUCAGCAUCGUCUACUUUGCCUUUGCCAUCAUCGCCACACUGCUCAUGCUCAACCUGUUCAUUGCCAUGAUGGGCGACACACACUGGCGGGUGGCCCAUGAACAGGACGAGCUCUGGAGGGCCCAGGUCGUGGCCACCACGGUGAUGCUGGAGAGGAAGAUGCCUCGCACCCUGUGGCCUCGCUCCGGCAUCUGUGGGUACAAGUACGGGCUGGGGGACCGCUGGUUCCUGCGAGUGGAGACCAACCAAGACCAGAAUGCUUUGCGAGUACGUCGCUAUGUGGAAGCCUUCAAGGGCUCAGACAAGGAGGAAGAACAUGAGCAUCUUUCUGAGAAACAGCCCUCUGUGGUUGAAAGUGGGAUUCUAGCCAGGGCCUCCCUGGCCCUCCCGACUCCCUCCCUGUCCCGGACCACAUCUCGAAGCAGCAGCAGUCACCGAGGCUGGGAGAUCAUUCGUCGCAACACCCUGGGACACUUGAAUCUGGGACUGGACCUUGGGGAGGGGGAUGGAGAGGAAAGUGUCUAUCACAUAUGAUUAGGACCCCUGUUACUCUCCUCCCGACUCCAGGUCCUGCCCUAUCAUUUUACUCCCUCUUCGGGGCCAAACUUCUUAAGAGAAGAGUCUAUUGUCUGCUGACCUCACACUGAGUCCUCACCCCAUUGUGAUCUGACCUUGCCUCUCCGGCUAUCAAG